Molecule: messenger RNA, 2734 nt
Organism: Durio zibethinus
Lineage: Eukaryota; Viridiplantae; Streptophyta; Magnoliopsida; Malvales; Malvaceae
Product: G-type lectin S-receptor-like serine/threonine-protein kinase At1g11330
Biological process (GO): recognition of pollen; protein phosphorylation
Molecular function (GO): ATP binding; protein serine/threonine kinase activity
Source: RefSeq, a predicted model, not a curated record
GGAGAAAGGAGCUUAAGGAAAAAUAAUUUUGCUUGCAAGUCCUUCCAUGUCCUGCAAUGCAAACUCAAGAGAAUUGAAAAGUUCAGACAUGGGAACAAGUAUUAGCAACUCAUUUUUAUUACCUCUGCUUUUACUAUCUUCAUUUUACCCACAGUUUGGGGCUAGCUUAGACACUAUCACAUCAUCCAAAUCCAUCAAAGAUCCUGAAUAUGUAGUCUCCAAUGGUGGAAAUUUUCGAUUGGGAUUCUUCAGCCCCGAUAAUUCUACUGAUCGCUAUGUAGGGAUAUGGUACAAUCGAAUUCCUGUACAAACUGUGAUAUGGGUAGCAAACAGAAACAAGCCUAUAAAAGACUCCUCUGGAGUUUUAACCGUGUCUGAGGAUGGCAAUCUUGUUGUUUUGAAUGGACAGGAGGAGAUUCUUUGGUCAUCAAAUGUUACAAAUCCAGUUGGUAAUUCAAGUGCACAGCUUUUGGACUCCGGAAACCUUAUCUUGUGGAAUAAUGCCUCUACAACAAGCAUGUGGGAGAGUUUUCAACAACCUUCUGAUGCGUUCGUGCCGACCAUGAAACUCAGUGUUGAUGAAAGAACAGGUGAGAAAGUGCAACUGACAUCCUGGAAAAGCCCUUCUGAUCCAUCUGAUGGUAAUUUCUUAGCUGGUAUCAAUCGUCUCAACAUUCCUGAAGCCUUCAUUUGGAAUAGCAAUCAGCCGUAUUGGCGGAGUGGUCCAUGGAAUAGUCGGACCUUUAUUGGAAUACCAAAAAUGUCUUCUAUUUAUCUAAAUGGAUUUAAUCUUGUAGAUGACCGAGUAACAUCUUAUCUUACUUAUGCUUUUGCCAAUGCGUCUUAUUUAUCAUACUUUGCAUUGGAUUCUCAAGGGAAAUUAAUGGAACUAUAUUGGGAUAAUGGGAAGGGGAAUUGGGUCGUAAACUGGUCUAAUUUAGAAACUGAUUGUGAUGUUUAUGGCAAGUGUGGAGCGUUUGGAAGCUGUGAUUCACAGAAACCAUCAAUUUGCAGUUGUUUGAGAGGGUUUGAGCCCAAGAUUAAAGAGGAAUGGGGCAGCAAGAAUUGGACUAGUGGAUGUGUUAGGAGUACACCAUUACAGUGUGAAAAAGUAAACAAUGGCAGUAAAGUAGGCAAAAUAGAUGGAUUUCUGAAGCUACAGAUGAUGAAAGUACCAGCCUUUCCAGAGUGGUCAUCUGCCCGUGAAGAUGAAUGCGGAGGUCAGUGCUUGAAUAAUUGUUACUGUGUGGCUUAUGCAUAUGAUGCGGGCAUUGGUUGCAUGUUAUGGAGCGGAAAUUUAACUGACAUACAGCAAUUCUCCAAUGGGGGAAUAGAUCUUUACAUUCGUGUGGCAUCCUCUGAACUUGAUAAAACAAAACACAACAGUAUAGUUAUUAUUGUAAUACCAGUGAUCCUGGGAAUAAUCAUCAUAAUCAUCUCUACAUUGUUCUUUUGGAGGUGGAUGGCUAAACAAAGAGCAAAGAUGCAAAAAAGCAAAGAAACGCUGCUAGUCCAUGGAGAAAAAGCGCACACAAAAUUUUCUAGUCGCUUUGAAGACAAUUUUGAUGAAGUUAAACUCCAGCAGCUACCACUACUCAAAUUUGAGGAACUAGCAACUGCAACAAGCAGUUUUCAUCUCACCAAAAAGUUGGGACAGGGUGGUUUUGGUCCAGUAUACAGGGGAACAUUACAAGAUGGAAAGGAAAUAGCAGUGAAGAGAUUGUCAAGAGCCUCAGGCCAAGGGUUAGAAGAAUUUAUGAAUGAAGUGACGCUGAUUUCUAAACUCCAACAUCGAAAUCUUGUUAGAUUACUGGGCUGUUGUGUUGAAGGAGAAGAGAAGAUGCUGGUAUACGAGUAUAUGCCGAACAAAAGCUUGGAUGCUUUUCUCUUUGAUCCAGUCCAGAAAGGAAUUCUAAAUUGGAGAAAACGCUUCAACAUUAUUGAAGGAAUUAGUCGAGGUCUCCUUUAUCUUCAUAGAGAUUCUAGAUUGAAGAUUAUUCAUAGAGAUCUAAAGGCUAGUAACAUCUUAUUAGAUAAAGAGCUAAAUCCAAAAAUCUCGGAUUUUGGGAUGGCUAGGAUUUUUGGAGGAGAUAAAAAUCAAGCCAAAACUACAAGGGUUGUAGGAACCUACGGAUACAUGUCGCCUGAAUAUGCAAUGCAAGGGAGAUUUUCAGAAAAAUCUGAUGUGUUCAGCUAUGGAGUCUUGCUAUUGGAGAUAGUCAGUGGGAGAAAAAACGCAGGCUUUUAUGACGAUGAACAUUCUAUUAGCCUUUUGGGAUAUGUAUGGAAGUUAUGGAAUGAAGACAACAUAUUGGCCUUAAUAGACCCAGUGCUUUCUGAUCCAUGCAAUCAGAGUGAAAUUUUGAGAUGCAUACAUGUGGGAUUGUUGUGUGUACAAGAAUUUGCAGAAGAUAGACCAACUGUAUCUACUGUUAUUUCGAUGCUUAAUAGUGAGAUUGCUGAUCUUCCAACUCCGAAACAGCCUGCUUUCACCGGACGACCGAUUGCAUCAGGAACAAUAUCCCCUCAAAGCGAUCCAAACCAAUGUUCUAUUAACAAGGUGACCAUAACCAUUGUUGAUGGCCGAUGAUUAGAAGCAAGUUUUUGAGAUAUAGUGCAUAUGUAUAUAUCUUAAUUUUAUGCUUGAUCUGGCAGUUUCAUAAUUAGGUUAUUAAUACCUUUAUACCUUUCAGGCUGUAGAAGUGUAGUCAGUGACAGUUUUUGACAUAUUUAG